This is a messenger RNA of Hyaloperonospora brassicae, 2172 nucleotides long. Lineage: Eukaryota; Oomycota; Peronosporomycetes; Peronosporales; Peronosporaceae. The record is from the annotation of a GenBank genome assembly.
AUGGUGCCCAAUCGCCUAGUCACCUUAGCGGCAAGACAGUCACUCGACGACAGCGCAACUGCUGCUUUGCGCGGACUGCUGAGUCUGUCGCCUGGCGGUGACAGCGCAGCAGAGCGCGAAUCUGCGUCCCUGUCGCUCGUCGUGAACUUCCGCCACGUCGCCCCUUCCUGUGUGCUGCAAGCGCUGCAGGAUGUGGCUGCAGUGGAACACUACUCGCACUCGCUGCAGCGCUAUCCGCUGGUCAAACAGGCCUUUUGGGAGCAGGUCUUGGCCUCAAAGCUCAUGCUCACGGAUUCCAAGACAGGCAGACAGCAGCUGCAGCUUCAACACGAGCGAUUUCCGAGCCUCGUGCUGGAUUUCUCGCGCUGUGUACUUACUACGGAGCUGCUGGAGAUCCUGACAACGUUCUUCGCGCAGCAGCAAGAGACGCAGCCAAAGUCUGAGCGAUCAUCAGGUGUAGAGGUGGUCAGAGAUGCGGUGUCUCUCGGUCGGCUGGUUCCCGUGACGCUGAAGCUCGUCAGGUGCCGGCUGACGGCAGAAAAGAUCGCGAUGCUAACGCCGAUACUGGUGCCGGAUCGACGGACGCGUGACUUUCCAGUAACACUUUGGGUGACGUCGCUGGACUUGAGCGAGCAUUCAAUGCGAAGUGACGAGUUAAUCGCACUGGCGGAGCUGUUGGAUAACUGUAGGCGACGGAGAGAGCGACGACGCGAGCUAUCGCUCGAGGAGCUCGUGCUGGAAAACGCUCUAAGUCGAGCGCUCACGCCGGAGAACUGGGAGGCGUUCCAAGCAUUCGUACGUGCGGCCUUUGGCGUAACUGAAGGCUGCAGGCCGUCACUGAAGCGGUUGUCGCUGGCGAGGAAUUCCUUAAGCUGCCAUCAUAUCGGCUGCAUUUGCUCAGCAUUGAGAUGCGAUAGCACAGGUCUCGAAGACCUCUCGCUCGCUAAUACGCUUUCGCUCGUGGAUCCGGUCGACCGCAAGGUCUGCUGGCAGUGGCUGGCGAUUGGACUUCGUCCCAUGAGUUUUCGCCGUCGACGGCCAGGACUUCGGAGAUUGGACUUGUCAAGCAACCCUUUGUAUCUCAUGGACGGCGAAGCGUGGAUUGAAGGUCUUCGGGAUCACCAGGCGACGGUCUGGCAAUGGCUCGAAGACGCAGGUUGCUCCCACACGCUUCCCGGUCAAAGUGCAGCAGUCCGGUGUCUGUUGUCCAGUAGUGCUGAGCUGUACUCGUCGCCGAUUGAAACCUGUCCACGAUUGCGUGCCGUCGAGCAACAGGUCAAUGCAGUCAGUCCUGGAGUCAAAGCUGCCGAGUAUGAGGUGCUGGCUUCCGUUGUAGGCGACCGUGCCUGGCUCUGCGUCGUACUUCCGGGCUUCGGUGUGGCCUGGACGCAAACAGAACACGCAAUGUCCUGGGAGCCUACCGAAGACGGUCAACAGAGCGGUUCAGCAGUACUGUCGGAGCUCGUAAUGAACGACAUGGCAGUCUCUCGGACUACAGCAGAUGCGCUGAAGAGCUUCGUCGGAGGGUUUCGUGCGCAACUGCGAUCGCUAGAGCUACGGCGCAACGCAUUGUCUGCCAUGGACCUGGACGCGAUUUUGGCCGGCAACCAGCAGCUUUCCACGUUGGACGUCGAAGGCUGCAGAUUUCUCCAGCUCCAGCUACUCGUCGAUGCUCUACGUGGAAUCCCGGGCCAACAUCUCCGAAAAUUGAACUUGAACGCCAACCUCAUUGGUGCUGACGCCAUGAACGCGCUAUCCGCAGCUCUACGUGGGCAAGGGGCCGAUUGCCUCCCAGUGUUGCAAGAGCUACGUGUUGCGCACAACGAGAUUGGUGCCACUGGCGUGCGCCAUCUGCAUGCGGCUUUAGAAGCAAACAAAGUGUUGAUGCUGUUGGAGCUCGACGUGCCGCACGACGCCGCAGAGGCCCCUCGAUGGCGCGAUGACGAUGAGUACACUCGGCUCUACCGGACCCGUUGCAUGGGAUUGAAUGCGUCGUUCGACAACGAGUUAGUAGGCGUCACUCCGCUGCCUCUUGCUCGCAAGAUCGCGUUCUUGCUGGUGCUCCAUGCGCACGCUGUUGUGCUAGACCGGGGCAUUUGCGCUGUCGUCUUCCGUUUUGCAGCCGAGGAGAAGCGCCGUCGCAUUCUUUGGCAUGCUGUUCCAGCGAGAUAG